AUGACAAAAAAAAGAGGAAAUGGAGGAAAAAGCAUAAGUUUUGUUCUAGAAAAUGAAACGAAUAAUAUUAGUUAUGAUAAAAUUAAUGAAGAACAAGAUGAAACUGAAGAAGAAUCUGAAAUGAACGUAGAGGAGUCAAGUGAGAAUGAGUUUCUUCAAAAUGUAUCGGAAGAGAACGAAUCGGGUGAUAACCAAACAGGUGAGAAUGAUUCUGAGGAAGAAGACUCAGAAGAAGAUGAAGAUUAUGAACUAAAAAAUUAUGGUAUAGCGCUCGAGUUACCUCAACGAAAAAAUCGAGGUAAGAAUAUGAAAAAACUAAUCGGAGAAGACUUAGAAAAAGAUGAACAAUUUUGGAAUGAUAGCAUAUGGGAGGAAGAAGAAAUAGAUGAAGAAUAUGUUAAUUCAGAAGGAGAAGAUGAAUAUAUUGAUAUUACAGACUCAGAUUUUGAUGAUGAUGAAGAUAUUGAUGAAGACGAAGAAGAUGAAGUUGAAGAUGACGAACAGAAUAAACAUGGCGCUGGUAGACGUCCUAUUGAAUAUGAAGAAAGGCAAAAUAAUAAAAAAAAAAGUUUUGCAUAUAUAGAAAAAUUAAAAAAAGAAAAACAAAACAAAAUAAUGAAAUACCAUUUAAUGAAACAAAAACAAAAUGAACUAAAAAAAAAUAAGGAACUAAUUCCUAAUAAAUUAAAAAAAUCGGAAGAGGAUGUUACAGAAGAACAAAAAGAACAAGUAAUAAAAACAAAAGAACAAUUAAAAGAAGAAAGAAGAUUAAAGAAAAAAAAAAAAUUAGAACAAGCUUAUUUAUACCUAAAUAGAUCUACGAGAGAUACAACAAGAAGGAAAACGGAAUAUAUGGAAAAAGUUUUUGAAAUGAGAAAAAUAAAAAAAGAAAAUCGUUUUAAAAAAUUUGGUGCAAGAAGAAGAGAAAAAAAAAGUAUGCAAAGAGAAAUGACAAGAGAAGAAAGAUUAGAAGAGGCAAAAAUUACAGAACAAUAUAAUAUUCAAUCUUUAUUACAAUUACAAGCAUGGGAAGAAGAAAAAAAAAAAUAUGUAGAAAAUAAAAAAAUAAUGCAUUAUAAACCACAAAAUGUAUUUAUUAGUUUUAAAUAUUCCAAAGAUAAAACAAUUCCGACGAAUGAAAAAUUAACAUAUCCUCAAGAUUUAUAUGAUUAUUACACAUAUAAUGAAAAUACAACAAUAAAUAAUGAUAUAAUGAAUCAAGUAAAAAAAGAAAUAAAUGUUAAUAUAAUUAAUAACAACCAAACAGUAAAGGUUGAACAUGAAUUAUAUAAUAAUCAUAAAGAAAACAUAAAUAAUCAAAAAAAAAAUUCUACUUUAUCAUUGAACAUUCCCCCCCAAAUAAUUUUAGAUAAUAAAGAACAUCAAAGUAAUUAUGAUGAGAAAGAAAUUUUGUCAAAUCAAAAUUCUAAUGAUAAUACAAAAGAUGAAAAAAAAAAAGACGAACUUAUCUUAAAUCCAAUGAACUUGGAGAAUUUAGACCAAUGUGAAGAUUUAAAUAUACAAUAUCUAAAUCAAAUAGAUGAUAUUAAUUUUGAUAAUUUAAAUAAAAAUAAAAAUAAUAUAAUAAAUUCUACUUCAAAUAAUGAAAAAAUUUAUGAUGAUAAUAAAAAUAAUUCAAAUGUAUUAAAUCAAGAAAUAAACAGAAAGACAGCUUUAACUAUUCCAGAUUAUGAAGAGAAACAAUAUUAUAUUGUGACCAAUGAAAAUGAGCUAAAUAUUUAUAGUAAUUUUAAUGAUCAAAAAGAUGAAAUAAAAGAAUUUAAAAAUAAAAAACAAAAAAUUUGUGCUAUAACCAAUUUGGAAGGUAAAUAUUUUGACCCCUUAACACAACAAUAUUACAAUAAUGCACAGGCAUUUAAAACCUUACGUUUAUAUUAUCAUCAAAUAUCAUACAAUAAUUUAAAUAAGGAUAUAUGUCUAACAGUCAAACAUUUCAAAAAUAAAUUAACAGAAAUAGAACAAUACAUAAAUAGUAAUAAUAAUUAUAAUACUUGUAAUGAUAUGCCUUGUAAUAAUAAUGUUAAACAUUAA
Messenger RNA from Plasmodium gaboni, 2052 nucleotides. Its product is annotated as putative YL1 nuclear protein. The transcript has a single exon. Gene Ontology annotation, cellular component: nucleus. Bases 1 to 2052 code for a protein of 683 amino acids. The record is from RefSeq and is a predicted model, not a curated record. NCBI's taxonomy places the organism in Eukaryota, Apicomplexa, Aconoidasida, Haemosporida, Plasmodiidae. Gene Ontology annotation, biological process: chromatin remodeling; regulation of DNA-templated transcription. Gene Ontology annotation, molecular function: ATP-dependent H2AZ histone chaperone activity.